GUUUGGUGUUGUUGAUCAUGGCGGGUGUGGGGCAGACAAAGGCGUUGCUGUUCACUCCUCACUUGGAGAUUUAAAUAACUUUCUGAUGGGUUUUAUUCAAAUACAUGCGUCUAAAUGAAAGCAUUCUCUCUUGUUGAAAAGAAUUCUCUCAUAUUUAAAUGGCUGAGGCUAUUUGCAGUAAUCACAGAGGAAGCUGAGAAGGUGCUGGUGGAUCAUUACAUCCUGCCCUGCAUUCCACGAACAAGCUCAUCAUUCCACAGACUUGGUGACAGCGGGUGAAAGUUCCAUGGGCCUCAUGACAUAGGACAAAUGUGGACAGAAAAGCCGUACCAUAAUGUCACACUACACGGACGAGCCUCGGUUUACGAUUGAGCAGAUCGACUUGCUGCAGCGACUCCGGCGCAGUGGGAUGACCAAACGCGACAUCAUCCACGCUCUGGAGACCUUGGACCGCCUCGACCAGGAACACGCAGAGAAAUUCGGCAAGCGGCACGGCUACGGCAACAGCCACUCUUCCUACAGCAACAGCAACCACUUCACCGCCUCGUCCUCCUCCGUCACCGCCGCCACACAGACCCCGUACAGCGGUGCGUCGCCGUCGCCCAGCAACAGCUACGACACCUCCCCUCCCCCGUGCAGCACCCACCUGAAUGGGCGGGAGAACAUUAACAAUGAGAAACUGCCCGUGGUCAAUGGCAGGCUAUCGCCCAGCCGGUUCCACAGUAACGUCAGCCAGAGGACGUGCAGCUUCCAUGCCAUGGAAGAGGAGAUGGACCUGGAAGAGAAAGUUGAGGAGCUCAUGAGGAGAGACAGCACUGCUAUUAAAGAAGAGAUUAAGAGUUUUCUUUCCAAUCGGAUGAUUUCUCAGACUAUCGUGGGCCAGGUCACAGGGAUGAGCCGAAGCUUCAUUUCCCAAUGGCUUUUGCAGCAAGGACUAGACAUGAGUGAGCCCAAGAAGCGGACACUGUACAGAUGGUACCUUCUGGAGAAGAUGAGCCCAGGAGCUACCUUAAACAUGAGGCCUGCCUCCUCCACCACAGAAGACCCAGAGUGGAAGCAGUCAACGCCGGCCAACGUUGCAACGCCGGGCAACUUCCGGCUCCGCAGGGGCAGUCGCUUCACCUGGCGCAAGGAGUGUCUCACUGUGAUGGAAAGUUACUUCAAUGAAAACCAGUACCCAGAUGAAGCCAAGAGAGAAGAGAUUUCAAAUGCUUGCAAUGCAGUCAUCCAGAAGCCAGGCAGGAAGCUGACAGAUUCUGAACGCGUGACUGCCCUGAAAGUCUACAACUGGUUUGCCAAUCGGAGGAAGGAGAUCAAGAGGAGAGCAAACAUUGAAGCAGCAAUCCUAGAAACGCAUGGUAUCGAUGUACAGAGCCCAGGUGGACAUUCCAAUAGUGAUGAUAUCGAUGGGAGCGAUUUCAUGGAGCAGGAUGAUAACACAAGUCACAGUGAUCCCCAGCAAGAUCCUAUCUCGUUAGCUGUCGAAAUGGCUGCAGUCAAUCACUCCAUCCUGGCACUAGCCAGACAAGGAGGGGGUGAGAUAAAGAGAGAAGUGGUUGAAGAUGACUGAAACGCUGUAGGAAACAGCUGAGACUUGGGACAUCAUUGGACUACCCGAUCCUUAAUGUAAUCUCAAUAUAUCUGUGCGUGAUCUUAUCUUGAACUAGUCAAUAGGGUUCCCUUCAUUCAAUUGCAGUAAGUUAUCCUGCUGGGAGCCUUGGGCAGAAAUUGUGCCUCUCACCCAGCAGCCCUCCAAAGUCCUGCCUGGAGAUGCUCCUGUGGUUGCAAACAUUCCUGGGGUCCUCUCAUCCCAGCAUGACGUGUUCCUGAGCCCAGCACCCGUAACCUCAAGGCAGUGCUUCUCAAGCCUGUGCUACUUUAGCUCAACAGGUCCUCUCAACCUCUGCCGGCCCUUUGCUCUGCAAAUGUCCCCUUCAUUCCAGCUGAGGGAGUUUCAGCUUUCCAGCGCUGCGGAUUCGGAGUACUAUGCAAUGGACGUGCUGGUUGCAACCUCCAAUGUUUGACGUUCCUCAUUCAGAAUGCACCUCCCUCACCCAAGUCUCCCUGGGAUUACUGUAUCUGGCCCUGGCAUCUGUUACCAGGGAUAAACGUAGGUACUGAACUCUGGCUGGUUCAGAAAAAUAUUGGACUGUCGUUCAUAAAACAGCAAGUGCAGGCCCAUCUCUGGGCUUGAAGGAAGGAAGGAAGAGUUCCGGCAGGGCACACUGGCAGCCUUCCAUACUGACACAAAAGUCAACAAAAGAGCUGACUGUGCAAUGAAUGGGAUGGGGAACGGCAGCCGCUAAUGUCGAAUGACAAAUGGCGACACCAGCACCAACCACUUGCAUCUACGCACCACCAUUACCAGACCGACAAGUGAAGGCCGUUGAGACUGGACGUGACAAAACACCUGAUUAUUGUUGGAUUUGUUACAUCGCAAGGGUUUGGCUCCACAUCCAGUCCAGGGUCUCGUGCUGUGGCAGUGACCAUGCAGAGACUAAAUCUGCCGCAGUUGAUGACCUGAUCACUUUGUAGAGGUGGCAAAAAGAAGUUAUUACCACUUGGAUCAACACUGCCACAGCAGACGCCAAUCAACACACCAUUGAUGGGCCACUUUGCAUUAGAGGGAGAUCCAUUUUCAUUCCAAGUUGUUGCAUGGUCCAAGAAAAACCUGAGGAACAAGGUUGGCUCAUCAGUGUAGUUUCAUGCAGCCAGUCACUAGCAGAGGGAUUCUUAGAAACCAGUCUUACCCUGAAAACAGUGGGCGCCUCGACUUGUGCUGAAUGAACUGUGGUGAUUGUGAGAUGCUAUGUGGCUCGCUGCGGACAGCUGGGCGAGGAUGGGGGCUCUGUCAGUCUGCAGUUUCCUCACCAGAUCAACACCUUCCAGUACCUGUGUGGGUAGGGACUGAAGCCAAGAUGAAUCUUUCCAGAGAGCCUCUCCACUUCCCAGGAGAGUUGGGGGAGGGAAGAGAUGGAUGUUAAGAGAUCCCUUUGCUGUGUGUUAACACAGACGGGUGUUACCAGCUUCUCUGUAAAGAGAUGUUUAUUAAGUGUCUUUGGCCCAACUCAGAAAAUUCACCUCUAGUUCAAAAUACAGGAUUGGCAUAGGGAAUGGGGUGGGUGUGUAAUCGAACUUGGGCAGGUUUCUAGAAUAGAUGCAGUCAUACUGGCACCGAGAUUAAUGCCCCAUGUAAUAGAACCAUUGACUUCAAUGGACAUGAAACGUACAAAAGCAAAAUACCAUAGAUUCUGGAAAUCUGAAACAGAAAAGGCUGGAAAUCCUCAGCAGGUCGGAUAGCAACCAUAGAGAGAGAUCAGUAGAGAUUUCAGGUUGAAUAUCUUUUAUCAGAUUAAAGAAAAGUCAGAGAUAGAACAAGAAAUGAAAGCGUCGUUCUCUAUAAAUGCCACCUACCAUAAUGAGUAUUGGCAGCAUUUUCGGUCACUAUUGAGUAAGAGUGGGCAGUUAUGCUGUUUUACACCCCUUCAUUCCACAAUUUCUUGGUAUACAAGUUGUGAAAUACAUCUUGCUCUACUUUGUCUCUCCUCUUCCCUGUGGGUAAAUCGGUAUGUCAUUUUGUUGGCUGAUUGACUUUGAAUAAGUGGUCAUUGCAGUUACAGCAGGACUCAGCAAUCUCCUCCAACUGACGCUACAUUGAACUGAUCAGCAUUGUCUUAGCAAGCAACCCGAGGGUACGUAGUGACACAGUCUAUAAGGGGAAGCAAUCUAUUUAACCCAUUCUUCUCUAUCCUUAGCCAACAAGUAUUGAUUUCAUAUUGAAGACUUCCCCACCACUGAAUGGUAGAAUCUGGGUGGAGUUGGUGGGAAUAUGGAGGAAAUAAAAUUGGGAUCAGUAUGGGAAUAAUGUCAGUGGUUGUUUGAUGGUCAGUGCAGUCUCAGUGGGCCAAAGGGCCUGUUGCUUGCUGUAUGACUCUAACCGUCUCAAGAGAGGCUGCAGUCAGAACUACAAGCUUGGAGCACUGAGUAACAAACAAUCUGCUGGAGGAACUCGGGGGGGGGGGUCAAGCAGCAUCUGUGGAGGAGAAGGAAUGGUCAACGUUUCGGGUGGAAACCCUGCAUCGGUCCUGAUGAUAAAAUAUCUGAUUAUGUGGGGUUUGCACAUAACAAGAGUUUGGCUCCGCGUUGACAAUUCCUCCCACCAACCUCCCCCCGCCCCCCCCCCCCCCCCAACCAGAUGCUGCUCUACCCACUGAGUUCCUCCAGCAGAUUGUGUGUUGUUCCAGAUUCCAGCAUCUGCAGUCUCCUGUGUCUCAGCUUCUUGCAUUGAUUUUGCAAGUGUGGGCACCAGAACAAAAGAGUUGCUUUCAAAGAGAGAGAUGUAGUCAUCUCUGCAGCAGUUGGAAAAAGAAGGGGAUACCUUAUUCCAGCUUUCAAAGGUCACAAAAUAUUUCACAUCAAUAAUCAUGAAUCAAACUUGUGAAGUUAAAUGCAUUGUGCGCUGAAUCAGUAAUGAGAUGAAAGACGAAUGGAGUUGCUUUUGACGGUUGUGCUUGGAGGCGAUGUUUAGUUUUCUACAGUGCCAUUCAUGAUGGAAAAACCUCUGCACUUUUAAAACUGGGCUGUCAGUUUUCUCCAUGCAUUUAGAGCUCCACCUGCCUCUGUUAUGUGCAAAGAGUACCUGGGUUAUUGUACAACUACAGAAGCAGCUGUGUUAGCAAAGAGCACUGAAGUCAUGUGUACAUUAUAAAGUCAGGGAUUAAUUUAAGGAUAUCCCAAAUAAACCUAAAAGUCAUAAUUUUUCAAUUGGAUGUUUGUGUUCACAAACUAGACACACUUCUGUAGUGACAACUAGUGUAACCAGGACUGAAAUUAGCCUUGGGAUGAUAGGUAGCUGUAAUUAUAGAACAGUGAAUUUGGCAGUGUUAUCAGAUUGGGUGAAAGAACCAGAAUGAGGAUAAUCUUGUUCUCAGCUUGCCUGUAGUCUUCAACACUUCAUCCCAGCAUUGCCUCUGCACCACCGUCCACUUGGUUAGGACCACGUGUUCCUGUUUCCACUAGCAGCCUUGGAUCACCGGAACUGGCUUCUUUCUCACCUGCACUGUCAGAGAGAUGGGGAUGAGUUGGGAUUGAUGGGAUGUCUGAUAGCUAGCAUAGACUUGAUGGACUGAAUGACCUUGUAGGCAGUGCAAAAUAAUAUAGUGACAUGAUAGAGGGAGUGUGAGAAUUCCCGGGGCAAUAGGCUUGUUGUAUGGGGAGAGUUUCACCAGCCGGGCCGCUACAUAGUUCAGAAGAAUGCAAGUUGAUCUCAUUGAAACAUGCAACACCCUCACAGGGCCUGACAGUGCAGAUGUAGGGAUAAUGAUUCCCCUGCUUUGGAUGACUAGAUCCAGGGCUGAGAGUCUAAAAGAUCAGCCGGACACUUCGGCACCUGGAGGCGGGUGAAUAGAGUCAUACAGCAUGGAAACAGGCCCUUCAGCCCAACUGGUCCACGCCGACCACAGCAUCCUCCCUGCUAGUCUCAGUUGCCUGCGUUCAGGCCAUAACCCUCCAAGCCCCUCCCCUAUCCAAAUGCCUCUUAAAUGUUGCAGUUGUACUCAUCUCGACCACUUCCUCUGGCAGCUGUGUAAAGAAGUUACCUCAAGUCUUUUUUUUAAAAAUCUCUUCCCUCUUAUCUUGUGUCUGUGCCCUUUACAUUUGGACUGCCCAACCCUGGGGAUAAGACUAUCACCAUCCACCUUAGCCAUACCCUUCACGAUUUUAUAAACUUCAGUGAGGUGACCCCAUCAUUCUCCUAGGCUCCAGAGAAUAAAGCAACCUCUCCCUAUAACUCAGGCCCUCUAGUCCAGGCAGCAUCCUCGUAAAUCUCUUCUGCACCCUCUCCAGAGUCAACGAGUACUACAGCACAGAAACGGGCCUUUCAGCCCAUCUAGUCCCAUGCCGCCUGAUCUUCUGCCUAGUCCCAUCUACCUGCACCUGGAUGGAGGGAUAUGGUCCAUGUACCUAUCCAAGCCUCUCUUAAAUGUUACAAUUGAACCCGCGUCCACCACUUCCAUUGGCAGCUCAUUCCACACUCGCACCACCCUCUGAGUGAAGAAGUUUCCCCUUAAAUAUUUCACCUUUCACCCUAAACCUAUGUCCUCUAGUUCUAGUCUCACCCAACCUCAGGUAGAAAAAGCCUGCAUGCAUUCACCCAAUCUAUAUCCCACAUAAUUUUGUAUACCUCUAUAAGAUCUCCCUUCAUUAACGUUAGGAAUUCUCUAACCAACAGGGCUGCGGAGCCUCCAUUCUGAGCAUAUUCCAGACCGAGAUCAAAUAGAGUUUUGAUCAAUAAGGGAAUGGGGGGUUUUUGCAGGAAAGUGGCUCCGAGGUAAAAGAUCUCAUGGAGGAGCAGGUGAGGGACUGAAGAGCCUUCUCCUGCUUCUACUUUGUUUUCUGAGCUCCCGGCUACUCGAUUCAUUGGUGGUCCUGCUGAUGGUGCUGGGGAAGGGAGGAAGAGCUGCGCUAUCAGAUGUCUUUGACCUACUGCCUGUGUAAAGGCUGUAGUCACUAAAAUGUAAGUUGACCCAGAAUCCAAGCCAACUCACGCCCAAUAAUGUCAGAACUGUUGCUCGUCUCAGUUAUUGUCUGUGCCAUCUUCCUGUGUGUGCCAAUGUACCGAAUAGGUUGCACUUGUGUGAUGUGAACUGGUGAGUCACAGCUUGAGGGCAUUUUAUUGUGACAGUUCUUUAGAUCUUGUGGGACAAUGAGAAGGAGGGAGUGUGGUUGACAGAGUGUUCAUCCCAUACAAAAACUAGGAGCAGGAGUAGCCCACCCUGGUCCCUCCACCCUCUUCACCACCCCCCCCCCCCCCCCCCCCCCCCAUCAUGGCCAAUCUACCCCAGGUCAGAUUCAAAACUGAUUUCUCUAAAAGCUCCUUUCACUCUGAAUUUAAACAUAAUGAUUUUUUAAUGGUGCUCUUCACAACCUUGAAUUGCGAUUACACAACUAAUGGUCUUUAGUGCGGCACUGUGUAAGUUAUAUGAAGUUUCUUUGCUAGUUGAAAAUUAGAUUUCAACUCUGGGCAGGUUAACACUUUGGUUAGAACACAGCAGGAGCUUUUGCCACAGGCAGUCAGCAGUGCAUUGGUGAUGUUAUCUAGCAACUCAGAUCUGCACUGAUGCUGUGAAACCUCGUGCUAGAGAAUUGAUUUUCAAUUAGAUGAAUGUAGUAUCAAUAAUGGUGGCCACAGAAUCACUGGAUUACUAUAAAAACUGGUGUAAACAUGUGCUGCAGGAGACUUGAUCCUUCCCCAGUCUGGUCUACACCGAUCUCACAGACUCAGCCCCGUAGGCCACAGCACACUGUGAUGAAUGCUUGAGUUUUAAAAACAUUGUUUUCAGUACUUAACAUGUGUAAUCCAAGAUUACGCUGUCUCUCACUGUGCCCCUAGUCUUAAAGACUGAUUCAUUUCAGCUGGGGCAGGGUUUCUUUCUCUGAAUGCAGGUCUUGUUAUGUUGUAAGUUAAGUGAAUGUCAAGUUAAACUAUUUGAGCAGAUUGGAAGUUGGCUCCACAUAACUCUGCACAGCCAUGUGGAGCUGCUGCCUGUGUCCUUUCACAGGGAAGUAACCCAUGGCUGAGCCGAUCAAUAACAGGCACAGGAUGUGUCAGUGCUGUGUGGCCUGGUGGCUGCACUCCACCUUAGAGCAGACACGGUGCCUGUGUACUUGGCUGUCUGCUGGUCUGUGAAGCUGAUUCCAGCUCCUGCCAGGGUCUUUAAUUCUGAUCCUUGUGUAAUGCAAGGACAUCAGGAUUUCUGGCAGGAGAGGCCAACCCCUGAAAAUCAUUGGUGUCCUCCUUAUUCCCAUCUGCAAGUGCCACUCACGUCAUCUUUGUAGUAACAUUCUUGGACAACUGAUCAAAGGUGAACAAGUUCAAGAUCCCUCCAUGGUAGGGUUAGGGUGAACAAGGUGACCAACUGAUUCACUAACAUCCUUCAGGAAACAAACCCACUGGGAUUUGGCCACCACACUGACCUUCAAUGCUCCUUGGUAUUAAGGGAAUACAGGGUGGGGAACAAGUGUUUUGCCCAAGUGUCCACAUUACAAAAGCUCUACUUCUAACGUUCAUUUUGUAAUGUCACAAUGCAGCAGAUAGAGAACUUUGGAUAAACUAUGUACCAUGAAAACUGGUUUACAGAUACAGUACAGUGAAACAUAUUGGUUAAUAUUCAAUAAUUUUAUGUAGUAAGUUGAAACAUCACAACCAAGAGCUGAUAUUUUCACAUGGAUCAGUUUUCUGAUUGAGGCCCAGACUGUUUGACAACUGAUUCAGCUACGUGUAACAAACCUUGCAAGUUGUGUCAUUUAGUGCAGGCAGUGUAAUCUGCAUGAAAAAGCAGGGAAGCAAUGAAAGCCAUGUCUUUGCGUGACAACAGAUUCCUUGUGGUAUCAAUUUGCCAUUUUCAAGAGCUUUAUGUAGUGGCUUGGAGUAUUGCAUCCAGAGACAGUAGAAAUGAGUAGAAGGCAAUGGAUUCAUCACCUAUGUACUUACUGUCUCAGCAGAUAACCAAUUGAUCAAAAGCUUUCUUGGUAACAGUUUCCUUCCCCUGCACCCUUCAGAAGAAUUAGUUCAAUCUUAAAGCCAUGUGUACCUGCAAUAAAGACACGGUUCUUUGAUUUGUCCUGUAAUAAAUUGAUGUAUUUUUCUGCUAAGCAGAAAGGAAAUUUGCUGCAGAUUAAAAGGAUUUGGGGUGGUAUAGCCCUUCCGUCUUACAUGUUGUAUUUGCUAUUUUAGCCACUGUCUGUGUGUUUUAUGUCUGUAAUACAGCUCCACCUCCUGUAAUACAGGCCUCAGACAUUUGGUACACAUGAGGACACUUCCAAAGUUAGUUUUUGUUCUGUUCCUUAUAAUUUGUACAGGAAAGCUGAAGCUGGCACCAGAGCAGAGAGGUACCAUGCCUGAUUGCGCUUGUUGCUCUGUGAAUUUUCACUGGUGGUAAGAAAUAGGUUUACAUUCAUUAGAGGAAAGCACUCUUUAAAAAGGUAGCUGAGAAAGAACAGUGAUCCAUUCUUAUUUUUGUUGAAGUCGGAGCCUUGAGUUUAUGCAGGUAAUGACCAAGGGACACACAGUAUUUCCACUCCCCACUGUAUUCAUGAUUUGAGAGCAUAAGCUCUCAAAUAUUGGAUGAGGAGUUCAGAACCCAUCAGUCCAAUCGCUCCACUUAAAUUGAUGUGGCAGGGCUCUUCAAACCAACCCUAAAACAGAAACAUAACAGUAUGUUAUUGAUACUCACCUUCCUCUUUAAUGACUGAUGCCAACUUGUCCCAACCAAUUACUCCUGAUCACUGCUCUCCUGCUCAUUGCUUACUAUGAACCUAUUUGUUGAUUGUGGGAAUGACAGGCAUGCAGAGAACGAAGGACUCUUGCAGCACAGCUGAUGGUUCUUGGCUGUACCAAACAAUUGAGUUAUCCUGGGAUAAUGCAAAACCAGUUCCAGUACAUGAGAAUAGAACCACUUAUUUCUCCAAUUUUCUCUCUUAAAAGCUACAAUGGAUUCUGCCUCAUCAGUCCCAGGAGCAUUCCAUGCUUUUAACCUCUCUGCUUCUUACCAAUUUAUUUCUUUUUCCACAAAAGGGAAAGUAAUAGUUCGACUGAAUGUACAGAGAUGAACAUUUCUGGCCCUACCUCAGCAUUGUGGUGAAGUGGAUGAAAUUUACUUUUUUAUUUAAAAAAAGAGAAAUCAAAUCAUUGUUCUUCCUGGUGUUCUGGAAGCUUCAUCACCUCCCUUCAAACAGUUUGAAAAGGCAUCUUGAUCCUCCUCAAAGCAACACUUGAGAGCAAGAUCAUCCUGUGCACAUCCACAUCAAUUUUGUUCCUCCAACUGUUUAGCAGAGCCAGAUCUGCUUGUGUGACAAGGAAUUGGGCAAAUUCACACUCCUGGAUCCUUUACCCUGCAGCCAAGUCAUUGUCACAGCUUGAAAUUCAUCACAACUCUGGCCUAAUUCUCAGCGUUUUAAGUGACAAAGGGUGGAUGUCAACAAGAGUAUUUUUUUUGAUGUAAUUGUCUAGCUUCAAGCUAUUAUGGUUUGACCCUUGAAGUGUGAUAUCUGAAAACAGGUCUUUGCUUCCCAUAAUUAUCAGAUUACAUCUGCCCCGUGACUGCUCAUCGACUCCAGAAAUGGGGACCAUGUACUCAGAUUCACCCACAGGGUGAAACAUCAGUGUUUUAACAAAAUCAGCUUGUAAAUUUUCAUUAAGUCACAUUAAGUAAAUGGUAAUUUAAAAUGAUGCCAUUCAAAUGGCUCAUAACUUACUCUACCAAAUCAGUUUAGUCAUUUUUGUGUUUCCAUAGCCAGACUAGCUGAAGAGAUUAACAUUGCCACCCAAGAAAAAUAAAACAGGCUU
This is a messenger RNA of Pristis pectinata (smalltooth sawfish), 10345 nucleotides long. RefSeq names its product homeobox-containing protein 1-like. Gene Ontology annotation, cellular component: nucleus. Gene Ontology annotation, molecular function: double-stranded telomeric DNA binding. Gene Ontology annotation, biological process: positive regulation of DNA-templated transcription. Lineage: Eukaryota; Metazoa; Chordata; Chondrichthyes; Rhinopristiformes; Pristidae. The transcript is spliced from 10 exons. Bases 335 to 1570 code for a protein of 411 amino acids. The record is from RefSeq and is a predicted model, not a curated record.